Molecule: messenger RNA, 1980 nt
Organism: Stylonychia lemnae
Lineage: Eukaryota; Ciliophora; Spirotrichea; Sporadotrichida; Oxytrichidae
Source: the annotation of a GenBank genome assembly
AUGGAAGAAGAGGAGGAAUCUGAGGAAGAGGUAAAGCCAAAGAAGAAACCAGUACCAGUUAAAAAGCCACCUCCAAAGUAGGCUGACUCUGAUGAGGAAGAUGAUGAUGAAGAAGAAGAAAGUGAUGAGAGUCCGUAGAAGAAACCUGCGUAAAAACCAGUUCCUAAAAAGAAACCUUAAAAUGAUGAUUCAGAUGAAGAAGAGGAAGAAGAGUAGGAUGAUGAAGAAGAGGAGGAAGAUGAAGAUGAAGACUAAUCAGCCAAGAAAAAGCCAUAGGCAUCUCAAUUAAAAGGAAAGUAACAGCAAUAACUAUAAACUCAAAGCGAAACAGUUAUAAGCAAGUAGAAAUAAGAAAUCGCAGAUUUGCGCUAAUAAUUAGAAGAACUGUAAGAGAGUCUUGAUGAAAAAAAUGCUUCAAUUAAAAGUCUAGGCAAGAAGGUUGCAAGUUAAGAUGAGUAAAUAGAAGAGUUAAAUAAUUCACUUGAGAAGUCAGAGAAAAAUUUAUAAGUGCAUUAAGAUAGUAUUACUAAUUUGUAAGACGAGCGAGAUGAUCUAGAUAAAAGAUUAGUUGAAUAGAUGUAGUUUACAAGAAAGCAGCUAUAGGAGCAUACUGAUUGCAUUAUUGAGUUACGAGAAGAACUGGAAGCUAAAAAUAAGGAGUUUGGUGUACUUAAGGCAAAGCUGCACUUAGAUUUACUGAAUUUAGAUAUUCAGAUCAUGGCAGAGUACCCAGAUAUGGUAGAGGAGAAUAAUGAAUUGUAUCAGAAAAUUGAUGUCAUGGAUGAAGAGAUUAAAAGCUAUCAUAAUAAGAUCGAGUAGAUGCAAGAAGAUAUUACUAAUCGAGAGGAAGAUCAAAGAAUGAAGGCAGGCUAAAUAAAGGAGUUACAAAAAGAGGUUGCUAAUAGCAAAAAAGAUAUAAAAGAUUUGCAUGCUAAACUAAAAACGUCUUAAGAUACAAAUACAAAGCAUGAGUAAAGCAUAGCGUAGCUUUAAACUUAAAUUCAAGCUAAGAAUGAUGAGUUAGAGUAGAGAUUGGAAAAUAUUACGUAGUAUCAAAAGGAGUUAUCUGAUAAAACAAGUGAGAUAGAAGUACUUAAAGAGAUGGUAAAGGGCAAUCAGCUCUAACUUAGGUCAAAAGAGAAAGAGGUUUUGCAAUUAAAGCAGAAAAUACAAAGAUCUGAAGGUACAUAACUUGCUUAGAGACAAUAAUAAAACAUGAUAAGUAACUAGCAAAUGAUGCAAUAAUAACAACCACCUCUGGGCUAGAAAAAAGCACCACUUGGAUAGCUAAAAGGUACUCCUUAGAGAUCGAGAGGGAAUCCUCCUCCAAGUAAAUUACAAAAUGCAAAUAGUUAGUCUAGCUAUUUACCUCCGCUAGACUCCAAAAAUCUGUAAAACUCAUAAUAUGAUGUGAUGUCAUAAUUCUCUGGAAAGACAAUCAACUCAAACAGUGCAAAUGCCAAGUAAUUAGCACCUUUGAAGUAAGGCUCUAGAGAAUAGUUAAUAAAUCCACCACUGUCAAAUAAAUCUGGGAUCUAGUAAAGAAGAAUAAUGGAAGAUGCUGAGGGAGAAGUAGAUCAGAGUACCCAUUUUGAAAGAAAAACUAGUAAUAAAGUUGGAAGACUAGCUUCUUAAGGCAGGAUAUCCCAAGAACCUUAGCUUUCAUAUGCUGAAAAUAACCUUGACAACAUUCAACAGCUUGCUAAUGAUGUUAAAAGCGCAUUAUAUGAUGAAAAUGAUGAGUAUGAAAUGGCAAACGCUGAAAAAUAAAGGGUAUCAUAGUAAUAAUUAAGAAGUUAAAAAUCAUAACAGAGUUAUUUUCAAUCAUAAGAAUAUGAACAAGAUCAAUAGUAGUAGCAAUAUUCAGAAGAGCACUAGAUUUAGAGCUAACCAAGACUAAUGUCACAGGGUGAAGGUAAUGGAGGAGGGGCUCAUGAGCAAAGUUUUGAAUAAUAUGAUUAAGAUUAGGAUGAAUACUGA